AUGCGGGGCCGUGGCAUCACCCUUCGACCACAGCAGCGCGGUGCCAUCAUCCCGGCACAAUGGGCAUUAGAUGGAUUUUCCGCUUUGGCCACAGUCAGUAACAAUGCGGCUAUCUCCCAGUUCACACCGGCGACUGAGCAGAACUCUACCGCUACACCGGUGAACACGAACGAGAUACUCGUGUCACAGGGAGAGACGUCCUCCGAUGACCUUAGCGACUCGGAAGAUAACGUCUGCUACCGAUACAUCGAAAUGUUCGUUGUGCCAGAAACUAACGCGACAUCAGUGACCGAAGACAUAGUGAAGGAGGCGGCCAGAAAUCUGCUCAAACUUUCGCGGGUUGUAACCGAUCACAUUUUUGUUCUCAAUGCUAUUCCACGUCCUCUUUCAAAAUUUCUGUCUAUUUAUGAACAAUCCCUUCGCAAACACCAUCCAAUCAAUCCGGUAUCUUAUGAGAAAAGAUCACUACAGAAGGUCAAAAUGAAAUUUGAUGAACGCUCAGUUUUACCCUGCAAAGCGGAAUCAGCAAAUUUGGGAAAAGAGGAGAUCGUCUAUGCGACAAGAAGUGUUGGAUGUGCAUCGUAUCGAAAUGAUCUGCAAGGAAUCAGAGCAAUAGCUAUUACAUCUGUGCUGUUAUUUCAUUAUUACCCUUCCUUAUUCUCGAACGGAUAUGUUGGGGUGGAUCAGUUCUUCGUACUGUCCGGAUAUCUAAUGUCAAUGGUGACCGAACAAGAGAAAAAAUUUGGUAUAAGAGAAAUAGCCUACUUUUAUUAUCGACGAGCAAAACGGAUUCUGCCAUCCUAUCUCCUGAUGAUCAUACUUUCGCUCACAUGUUCACGAUUUUUAUUUUCCGAUUACAUACAAGUCUCUAACCUGGAAUCUGCCAAAUAUGCACUGUUAUUCACAACAAAUAUCCAAGCGGCUGACAGCGUUAGGAACUACGAAACUAUGCUGUCAAAGGCAACAGAUCUCUUCACACAUACGUGGUCUAUAGCAGUCGAAAUGCAGUUCUACGCUAUAUUUCCUGCAAUAAUGGUAAUAUUCAAGAUGCUACCUCUAUGGAUUGCUAUGACUACUUUGAAACUGUUAGUUUCACUAUCCAUAUUGUGUCACGUGAUACUGCCUCCUACAGUGGCAUUCAACUUCACUCAUGCAAGGAUUUGGCAAUUCGUAUUCGGUAUCUACGUUCACCAGCUGAGUAGACAAACAACAAAUCCAGAUCCGGAGACGAGUAGAAAAUAUAUGAACUUAACUAAUUAUGGGUUUUGCCUAGCUGCCAUUAUUGGUACCAACCUGCUUCCAUUUAUGACUAUGAAUAGCUUGAUCCUCAGGAUUAUCACUACUCUUUUGACCGGAGGACUCAUUUUUUUACAUCCACCAAACGAAGCAAAUUUCAUGUCAAGUAAAUAUUUUACAUAUGUCGGACAUAUUUCCUACUCUCUAUAUCUCGUACACUGGCCAAUAUACAUUAUAUUUUGGCAAUACAACUUUCGGGACACUGUGGGGCUCAGUUGCGGGCUUAUUCUUUCUAUACUCGUGGCAGUAGUGCUGACGGAGACAUUUGAGAAGCUAUACCUGCAAGCUGGUGUCAGGACCGUUCUCUGUCUCAUUGUUUGUCUCUAUGCUGUUAAUCUGCUACUGAUAGACAAACAGAAAAAACACGAUCUUCUUGAACAAGAAUUAGAAUCGGCCGUAAAUCUUUUUACACCAGUCUGCCUAUCUAAAAAUAUGAAUACGAAUUGCGAUAUCCCUUUCAGUGCGACAAAGUUAGGAAUAGAACAGGUAUUGCGCUUGAACACUUUAUUUACUAUGUCGGAUGUGCAACUUCUUUCAUAUAAAGAGUGCUCCUAUCGUAGAGGAUGGCACAUACCGUGGGGUUAUUGUGAUCUUCCUUCUGAGAGUAGAAAUCCUGCACGCAAAAUUAUGGUUAUUGGGAACAGUUAUGCGGCAAAUCAAGCCAGAUUAGUUUAUGAAAUGUGUCAUAGUUCCGAUGUUGAUGUACAAGUGUUUGCAAUGGGAGGAUGCAAUGUGUUGACCAUAGACAGGCAGUACCAUCACUGUUGGAAAUCGCACAGUGUGUUCAACAAAGUGGUCAGAGAAUACAAACCAAAUGUUUUAUUUGUACUCUCCAGAUACACGGACAUGUUCGAUGUACCAGAAACAAACACUACAUCAGAAACCGAGAACAUAGUAAAAGAGGCAGUUAGUAGCCUGCGGAAACUUUCACGGACUGUAACUGAUCAUAUAUUUGUACUCAAUGCUAUUCCACGACCUCACUUCGCAUUUGAAUAUAACCAUGAACACUCCCUCAGGGAACACCGUCCAAUCGAACCGACAGAAUUGCUCAACGUCACAGGACUGGAGGUUGCCCGCCGGAGAGUGGCCGAAUCUGUCGCAACAUGCUCCAAAUGCAGUAUUAUUGACUACACACCAACAUUCACUUUAAAUAAUACAUUUCGUCUAUUUGAUGCCCACUCGAAUGUUGCUUACAUGAACGGUAUGUAUCAUUUCACACCUCUAGGAUUACAUCGAUUGAGACCAUUCUUUAAAAAUAUUUGUGAUCAUAUUAGCAGUUAUUCGAAUAGGACUGUGACAUAG
Molecule: messenger RNA, 2598 nt
Organism: Necator americanus (New World hookworm)
Lineage: Eukaryota; Metazoa; Nematoda; Chromadorea; Rhabditida; Ancylostomatidae
Exons: 16
Coding region: 1-2598 (865 amino acids)
Biological process (GO): polysaccharide biosynthetic process
Cellular component (GO): membrane
Molecular function (GO): acyltransferase activity, transferring groups other than amino-acyl groups
Source: RefSeq, a predicted model, not a curated record